Messenger RNA from Cyphellophora europaea CBS 101466, 1353 nucleotides. RefSeq lists its product as uncharacterized. The coding region runs from base 1 to 1353 and encodes 450 amino acids. The transcript has 2 exons. Gene Ontology annotation, biological process: proteolysis. The record is from RefSeq and is a predicted model, not a curated record. Gene Ontology annotation, molecular function: protein binding; aspartic-type endopeptidase activity. Lineage: Eukaryota; Fungi; Ascomycota; Eurotiomycetes; Chaetothyriales; Cyphellophoraceae.
AUGUACGUUCUUCAGACGCAGAUCUCGGUCACUGUCAUUGAUGGCCCUAACAACGCCAAUAUAACAUCCGAUUUCGUCACCUUGGAUGUCUCCCCCGACUUUACGUUCGGCGAGCUCAAGGCUUUGAUUGAGACCGAAACCAAUGCCCCGAAAGCCUCUCAGCUAUUAUCACGAGAUGGACAGCCGAUUACAAACGAUACCAAAACCCUUUCAGAAGUUGGUGUAACUGAGGGAGAUCUCAUUGCUCUCUCCAUCCAGCCCACUCGAACCACCCAGCAGCCCCAGAAUCGAAGUGGUCAACCUUCACCCGAGCAAUUCAGGCAACACAUUCUCUCCAAUGCCGCCGUCAUGAAUAGUGUUCGUCAACAAGAUCCAGAAUUGGCGGCAGCCGCACAAGAUUCUACACGCUUCCAGAACUUGUUUGCCGCGCGUCAGAGACGGCUGGAGGAGGAUAGGCGGCAAGCUGAGCGGGAGAUGGCACGGCUUGAUAACGAUUUCUGGAAUCCGGACUCGCAGGCUGAGAUUGAGAAGCGUAUCAAGCAGCAACAGAUUGCCAAAAAUAUCGAGCUGGCUAUGGAGGAGAACCCAGAGUCGUUCGCCCGAGUGUCCAUGCUCUACAUUGAUGUCGUGGUCAACAACGUCCCAAUCAAGGCGUUCGUAGACUCCGGUGCCCAGACAACCAUCAUGAGCCCCGACGCGGCCCGCAGAUGCAACAUCACCCACUUGAUCGACGAGCGUUACGGAGGCAUUGCGAGAGGCGUGGGCACAGCCAAAAUACUGGGUAGAGUUCAUCACGCCACCAUGCAGCUGGGAGUGUAUCAGGCUGCCAGUAGCUUCACUGUCAUGGAGGGUAAGGACGUGGAUUUACUGCUAGGUUUGGACAUGCUCAAAAGACACCAAAUGUGCAUCGACCUCCGGGAGAAUUGCCUACGCGUUCAGGAUGCUAAGAUAGAAUUUUUGCCUGAGCACCAGAUCCCCAACAUGAUGGACGAAGCACUCGACAAUGAGCCAAAGGUUGAAGGUCCUGGGGGUACCACUAUUGGUGCCGAGACAGGGACUGUUGCGCCACCCCCAAAGCCUCAAGAGAGUUCGCAGCCAGCUGCGGCUUCCGACUCAUCCUCCCAGCCUGCCCAAUCAUCAAACACGCCAGCACCAGCGCCACAGCAACCGCAACAGCCAUCUCAGCAGACUACUUCUGCCCAAGGUGGCAGCUUUGGUUUUGGUCAAACACAAGCAAUAACAGAGGAAUCGAUCGCAGCAGUAAUGCAAUUUGGCGUUGAUAGGGAAAUGGCGGUCAACCUGCUUCAGCAGGCUGGCGGGAACCCGGAUCUUGCUAUCAGUUUGAUGCUCUAG